GACUUUCACGUGAGGUCACAAGUAUAUCCAAUUACAGUGUCUGCCAUUACUGUGCCCCUCAGCAGUAGGGAAAUGUAUGUAAAGUAAUGCCAUUUCUGUAGUGUUUUUUAAUUUUCUGGUUGAAAAGCGCUUUUAUAGACCUGUAAAUGUCAGUUCCAGUAUUGUCGAAGUAUGCUUCAUCACUAGAGGGUAAUGUAAAGAAUCGUUACAUGCAGAAAAUUGAAAAAAUCGGCAUCGAUCCAGCUAUUAUUCCAGACGAAGAGCUUAAUCCUGAGUGUUUACUGCCAGUGGAGCGGUCGGACUUGUUUAGUUUCUUGAUUUUGGAAACAAGUCAUUAUACUUACGACCAGUUCAAGAACUACAAAAGUCUCGAAGCAUACAACCAAGUGGUCUCUGGGUUUGUAGCGUCCGUGAAGGGAAGAAUUGUUUCUGAUAAGUAUGUAGUCGUCGCCAAAGUCCGACAUUCACAACGUAUGAAUGAUCCUCUCGUCGAUAUCUGGCUUAUUACAGGAAAAGAUGGAAGAAUUUUCUCCGCUCAUUGCCUGGGCUGUAAGGCAGGUCUUGCUGAAUCAUGCUCACACGUUGCCAGUGUUUUAUUUUAUAUCGAAUGUUGUACUCGAAUCAACGGAAAGUUGGCUUGUACGCAAGUAAAAUGCUCAUGGCUUCUUCCAACUUAUGUAAGUAAUGUUACCUAUGCAAGGGCAAAAGAAAUUGAUUUUUCUUCAGCAAAAAAGUUGAAAGAAAAACUUGACAAUAACAUUGAAUCUUCUGAUGGAUUCUCCAAUCAAACUCGACUGACUGUUGGAGCCGCAGCGAACAAGAACACGAACCCUAGCGUUUCAGCGGAGAUGUGUCGGAAUUUUAUAAAAAGCUGAAUCGGUGUGAAACAAAGGCUUCAAUAUUAAGUUUAAUCGACCCAUAUGCUGAUCAGUUUAUUACAAAAAGCAGAAACAUCCCAGUCCUAACAGAUCUUUACGAGUCAAGUAAUUUAGAACUAAAAAAAACCUCGAGCUUUUACGGAAAUGUUUAGAAGUUAAGAUAAACAUUUCAGACGAAGAAAUCGACAGCAUCGAAGAAGACACGCGUACUCAAGCUAAAGGUGCAGGAUUUUUUAGGCAUUGUGCAGGUAGAAUUGGGGCCUCUGUCUGUGGUGCUGUGCUCCAUGGAAAUCUCGCACAACCUUCUCAAAGUCGUAUUCAGUCUAUCUGCUAUCCGCAUCUGUUUAAAAUAGACAACAAGGCAAAAAACAUGGAUGUAAAUACGAGGAACAAGCUAUCAGAACUUAUGAACACCACAUGAAAUCGCUACAUACCAAC
Messenger RNA from Stylophora pistillata, 1316 nucleotides. RefSeq lists its product as uncharacterized. NCBI's taxonomy places the organism in Eukaryota, Metazoa, Cnidaria, Anthozoa, Scleractinia, Pocilloporidae. The record is from RefSeq and is a predicted model, not a curated record.